Molecule: messenger RNA, 354 nt
Organism: Pochonia chlamydosporia 170
Lineage: Eukaryota; Fungi; Ascomycota; Sordariomycetes; Hypocreales; Clavicipitaceae
Exons: 1
Coding region: 1-354 (117 amino acids)
Source: RefSeq, a predicted model, not a curated record
AUGCAGUCCUGGCGCUACCAUCUAUUCUACUGGGGUGCUUCGGUGCUCUCGGUGGCAGGAUACAAUGCCACGAGGGUGGCAGAAAAUUGGAACAUGGAAAUCUUCCAAGGCUACUCUGCCGGACUUUUUGCUAUCUCCUUCUUCCUUUACUUUGUUCUCUUACUCUACGGCUCUCUCCAACGCACUCACCACGUGGUGUUUGCGGUGACGUACGUGCUGGGACUUGCGAUAUUUCCGCAUCAUUACAUCGUCAGGAUGUCCAAGAUUUUCCUUGCAGUCCUCCUUGUCUGUGCAUUCUACCGCAUCGCCGCUGGCCCUAUGGCUCAUCGAAAAUACUCAGAGGUGCGGCACUAG